AUGGAUUCUGGUUGGGAUGAGCUGGAGCGCAUGGCGCAUGCAGCAUCAGCCUCUGACGCCCAGAUUGCUUCCCAAUACCCGACACAGGACACUAUCGAGCGCUGGAUGCGACUCUUUGGAUAUUCCCGAAUCGAAGCUGUCCGUCUAAUCAGUGAUCAGCGCGGAGACGUCACCCGGGAGCGAAUCACCGACGAUCACUGGGAGCUUGUUCGAACCGAAAAGGAAGAUCUAGGCUACGAUCGUGAGGCUUAUGAGCACAAUCUGUCACUUCUCAAAGUCUUCAAGAGUCAAAGCGCGUUCAUACCAACUCCCGGAGCCGACGGGGAAAUGAUGCUUCUCUUCAGAUUGGGUGGACUAUUGAACACGGCAGAGAAAGUGAAGGAAGUUGCCGGUCUGAAUAGUGUACCCGUCGAACAUGACGGAAUGAGCGAGAUGGGUCCCGUCAAAUUCUGUUUGGUGAACAAAGACGCACAGAAGAAACUUGAGGAAUGGCUCACGCAGCAAUCCGUCCUCCAGCGAUAG
Molecule: messenger RNA, 522 nt
Organism: Alternaria ventricosa
Lineage: Eukaryota; Fungi; Ascomycota; Dothideomycetes; Pleosporales; Pleosporaceae
Exons: 2
Coding region: 1-522 (173 amino acids)
Source: RefSeq, a predicted model, not a curated record